AAAGUAAAUAAUUGUUUCGCAAUACAUAUUUUUCCAUGUUGAUGGUCGUUGUGCCUUUGUCACUUUGGCAUUAUUCCAUCCAUAUUUUUGUUUUGCAUCUAUAUCUCGAGACUAGUAUAGCAUCAUGCAGUUCUGGUUAUUUAUGUUUGAGCUAGUUAUGGAACAGAAUUCUUGUAUGUCUUGACAAUAUGCUUAUUUUGGGCAUAAAAAAUUAUUUUCUAUUUACAUUUUAUAGGGUUAUUGAUAUUCAAAAAAGUGGACUGUGGAUUUCAUUUAUUUGAACUAUGUGAUUGUUGUUUAGAUUAUAAGUAUUUUACUAAAACUUUCACUUUGAAAAUGGUUCAAAAAUUUGCUCACCAAUUUUUAUUGGUAAGAAUAAGAUUGUGGUAAGUUUUCUUUCUAAAAUUAGGUUAUUUGACUUGGAGACGGUAAUAUGUGCUCUCCAUCUUUGGUUUGCGUUUGAGGUGGUAAAAUCUAAUUAAUAUUAGUUGCUUUUUUUUUAUACUGCAGUUGGAGGUGGUAAAAGCCAAACUCAAGUCUGCUAAAUCAAAAGAUGAGUCUGAAUCUGUUAAAUUUACUCAAAAGAAUCUGAUUAACAAGAUAUAUACUAAUUCUGCAGAUGCCAAGAUUCCUGCUGCUCUUGAGUAUCUCGGAACUGUCAUUGAGGCAGGUUGCAAGUUUCUUAUAUUUGCGCACCAUCAGCCAAUGAUAGAUGCGAUACAUGAGUGCCUUCUUAAGAAAAAAGUGAGUUGCAUCUGGAUUGAUGGAGGUACACCCGCUGCAUCAAGGCAACAAUUGGUUACAGAUUUCCAGGAAAAGGAUUAUAUCAAGGCAGCUGUACUAUCCAUUAAAGCGGGAGGAGUUGGAUUAACUUUAACUGCUGCAAGCACAGUUAUCUUUACAGAACAAUCCUGGACUCCAGGUGACCUAAUUCAGGCCAAAGAUCGUGCAUAUAGAAUUGGUCAGGUGUUAGAUGGCCAUGAGAACACCUUAGCUGUGUCAAAUAAUCAUCCAUUGAGUAGCCCUGCAAAGCAUACUACUAUUGGGCAUAGGCCUUCAAAGCAGAGAACUCUUGACCAGUUUGUCAGAAGAUGUGAUAAUGUGGAUAGGUCGGAAGUCGGAACAUCAGCCUGACCGGAAACGGCCCUCUUGGUCAUGACUUGCGAGAUAUGCAAAAUGGAUUUCCAUUUUCACAGAUACAUGGCCAGUGGCAAGUGAAUAGGAACUUAAAUGUUGAUGUCUACAUGCAGAAGUUUCCAUGUAGUAUUAACCAGAUGUGCUUACAUGGGGAAUUCACCUGUGAUGACACAAAUGCCGUUUUGAAGCUGAAAUCCAUUGUACAACAAAUAAUAGAUUGAGUAGAACUGGCUACACUAAACUAUGUUGCUUGUAUUGGAGAUAAUGGUUUGGUUAUGUGAAAUAUGUAUUGGAAGAAAAUGUUGAUAAAGUCACCCAUUAGAUUUUAGGUUUCCACUUCUUGUUCUUAACUUUUUGCUCCCCUAUGUUUUGUUUUAGUUUGGGGCUCUGUACAGAGCAUGACAUUAUCAUAUAUGAACGAGACUUGUAAAUUUCUUUACUCC
Molecule: messenger RNA, 1580 nt
Organism: Arachis duranensis
Lineage: Eukaryota; Viridiplantae; Streptophyta; Magnoliopsida; Fabales; Fabaceae
Exons: 8
Coding region: 706-1134 (142 amino acids)
Biological process (GO): replication fork processing; DNA repair
Cellular component (GO): nuclear replication fork
Source: RefSeq, a predicted model, not a curated record